AUGCGCUCCGCUCAUAAGGACCUAGAGUCAAAGCUGAAGGAGGUGGAAGAGAAGCGGGAACUUGCUGAGAAUCAGCUAGCUGAGAAGAUAUCCGAGUUCAUCAGAGAGAAAGCUGAUCUGGUGGAGAAGCGGAGGAAGGACAACGCUACACUUAAAAGCCUCCAAGAUGAUGUCCAAACGCUCCGUACUUACAUGACGAUUUCAGAACAAGGUUGGAACCUGCUGAACUCCGACGUCAUGGAUCCAAAUGCACUCCUGGAUGCUUGCAGUGGUUACGACACCCGGAUUGCACGGCGCAUUCAUCACGAGGAAUUCUACCACAAAGUGGUGCUUCCUGCUGACGAACAUCUCAAAGCGGAGCUUGAGAAAGAGCGUGAAGCGGAGGCAAGACCAGACAGAUCCGGUGACGGAAGCCGAUAUACCUGGACCAGUUCCAAGGAAGAUGAGAAGAACAAGACAAAGAGCGACGAUGAAGACGCUUCUUCUCUUGCUAAGGAAGAGGAAAAGGGCGACAAUGAAGAUGCUUCUUCUCCGACUAAGGAAGCGAAAAAGAGCGAGGCACAAGCUGAUGAUGAAGAUCCUUCUUCUCCGGUCAAGGAGAAGUAA
This is a messenger RNA of Lolium perenne, 606 nucleotides long. Lineage: Eukaryota; Viridiplantae; Streptophyta; Magnoliopsida; Poales; Poaceae. The record is from RefSeq and is a predicted model, not a curated record.